AAGCACAACAAAUAUUGACGAGGCUCAUAGGUCUGUGCUUGUGCUGGAAGUUUCUGUCCUGCUGCUUAGCUGAGUGUGUGUGUGUUCGAGUUUGUGCCGUCCGGUCCCGCACACGGCUAACCAUGAAGCUCCUGCUGUUUCUCGCCCUGCUCAUCGGUUCCUGCAGGGCCUUUGAAUUCAUCAUCGAGGGAGAGUGGGAGAGUGAGGAUUCUGAGUACCAUAAUGAACGAUUCAGGAGAAAUGUGCUAACCAGUGAGGAAGAGGAAUUUGAGGCCAUAAAGGGGGAUGACAUCACAGUUAAGAGCUAUAAAGUGGAGAGCAGAAUCACGUCCAGAUUCGUUCACACUACAGUUAAGAGCUCUGUGGUAAACUCAGGUCCCAGCGCACAGAGUAUCGGUUUUAACGUCCAGAUCCCCAAACGUGCUUUUAUCACCAACUUCACUAUGAAUGUGAAUGGGAUCACAUUUAUUGGUUCCGUGAAAGAAAAAACGGUGGCACGGAACCUCUAUGCUCAGGCCAGAGCCCGAGGGAAAGCCGCAGGAAUCGUCAGGGCUAACUCUCAGGCUAUGGAGACAUUUAAGACAGAGGUCCAUGUGCCUGCAGGCAGUAAUGUAGAGUUUGAGCUGCAUUACCAGGAGAUGAUGCACAGGAAGUUGGGUUUUUAUGAACAUGUGCUACACCUACAGCCUGGGCGACUUGUUCCCGUGCUGCAGGUGGAUGUAUACAUAUUCGAACCCAAAGGGAUUGCCUUUGUAGAGGCUCCAAACACCCUGGGAGAACACUUUGUAGACCUGAUCAAAGUAACACACACAAAAGAUAAAGCUCAUGUUGUGUUUAAACCUACGCUACAGCAACAGCGUAAGUGUCACAACUGCACUGAGACUGCUGUGGAUGGAGUGUUCACCGUUAAAUAUGACGUAGCGAGAGAGGGCAAUGCAGGAGAACUUCAAGUGUCUGAUGGUCAUUUUGUUCAUUUCUUUGCUCCGAACAACCUCUCUCCUCUCUCUAAAAACAUUGUGUUUGUAAUUGACGUGAGUGGCAGCAUGUGGGGACUAAAGAUGAAACAGACGGUGGAAGCGAUGAAGGCUAUUCUGGACGACCUUACAAUGGAUGAUUAUUUCAGUAUCAUUGACUUCAACCAUAACGUGCGUUGCUGGAAUGAGGAUUUGGUUCCUGCAUCUUCAAUUCAGGUGGAGGAUGCUAAAAAGUAUAUCCAAAACAUCAAACCAAAUGGAGGCACUAACAUUAAUGAGGCUCUUCUGAAGGCAGUGCAAAUGCUCGUCAAAGCAUCCAAUCAGGGUCUUAUCAACCCACGGUCUGUGUCCAUGAUCAUUCUGGUAUCUGAUGGAGACCCCACUGUGGGGGAGAUUAAGUUGAGCGCUAUUCAAAAGAACGUCAAGCGUCUCAUGCGUGAAGAUUUCUCGCUUUUCUCUCUGGGAAUUGGCUUUGACGUGGACUUCGACUUCCUGGAGCGGCUUGCCAUUGAAAACAGGGGUGUGGCCCAGAGAAUCUAUGCCAAUCACGACGCAGCAGAGCAGCUAAGGGCCUUCUACAGCCAGGUGUCCUCUCCUCUUCUGAGGAAGAUCACCAUCCAGUUCCCUGACGAAGCAGUGACUGAUGUCACUCAGAACCAUUUUGAUAAGUUUUUCAGUGGAUCAGAGCUGGUAGUGGCAGGGAAGCUCCAGCUGUCUGAUUUGACCGCACUGCAGAGUUUCACCACUGCCUCUGCCGCCACCAUGGAACUGUCUCUGCAGACAGAGACAGAGCUUCAGGAGCUGGACACUCUGCUGAGCCAACAGCAGCAUUCUUUCAAUGGCUUUGCCCGCCAGAUGUGGGCAUACAUCACUGUCAACCAGCUACUCGCUGAACGCUCCCUGGCCCCAACAGCACCUAAAAAGCGCAGGAUCACACAGCGCAUCCUGAAUCUGGCUGUGGAGCAUCAGUUUGUCACACCUCUCACUGCGCUUCUCGUGGAGAGUGAGGGGGGGCAAGAAAGGCUGCUUGCUGACUCACCCAAGGACCCCAAACAAGGCUGUUGCCCAGCUGCAGCCCUGGGAGGCAGAACUCCUUCACAGGUUCUUUACAGUAUUCCUCCGUGGGCUCCUAUGCCGACCUCUAUUCCACAAACUCCCAGUCCAGUGGUAAGGCCCUUACCUGAGCACAUCACCAUUGUGGAGAACGACCCUCACUUCAUCGUCCAUUUGCCCAAGAACAACAUGGACGUUUGCUUCAACAUUGACUCAAAGCCCGGACACAUCCUGAGCCUGGUGUCUGACCCUGGCACUGGAGUGGCGAUAAAUGGGCAGUUGGUGGGCGCAAAGAAGAUGCGGGAUAAUAAACUGAACACGUAUUUUGGCACCAUUACCGUGUCCCACAAGCCCACAGGCGUCCGGGUGGAUGUGGGGACGACACAGAUCGACGUGACGGAGGGGAAGAACAAUCACUCUUUCUCAUGGGCAGACACAGCUACACUCUUGUUGAACAGGGUGAACAUUGAGAUAAUGAAGGAGCAAAAGGUUAUCGUGACGAUUGACGGCAAAAUCACGGUGAUGGUUCUUUUGCAUGGCGCCUGGAAGAAGCACCCAAUAAACGUGGACUUCCUCGGUUUUUACGCCCCCAGUGACAAUCAGUAUUCCUCAGUGGCCCACGGCCUCAUUGGUCAGUUUACUGAGGAACCAGAGGUGAGGGUGUUUGAUCUGCAUGAUGGUGCUGACCCAGAGAAGAAAGAGGCCACCAUGGAGGUGAAGGGACAAAAGCUGGCUGUCACCAGGGGCUGGCAGAAAGACUACAGGCGAGAUAAGAAGAGGGGAUCCUCUGUUUACUGCUGGUUUGUCCACAACAGUGGGAAGGGCUUCAUUGAGGGCCAUUAUACCGAUUACAUUGUGCCUCGGCUGGACAGCUUCCUGACGAUGGCCUGAGUCCGUGGAUGUCUGUGUGUACCAUGAAGAUCACUACAAAGAAAUGCCGAAGAAACAAACUAAAUUGUUGGGACUGGGCCUAAGUGCACGUGGUCGGUCUGGAAGGUAGAAAAAGAAAACAGGACGACAGAGCUCUACUAUUAAAACCAACAACAACAACAAUGCAGCAGUUAAAUUUAAAUAUAAAAAAAAUAUACGUUUGGAGACAAUGGGCUGUCCUUUUAUACAUCUCUGUUUGAAAAAAAAAAUCUCUACUUAAUGUGAUGCUAAGUUUGUAAGUUUAACAUUGGGAAAACUGGUUGGUGUGAAAUUUACAAUAAAAUUCAAUUCAGAGAUAAUGACCUAAAAAA
This is a messenger RNA of Chanos chanos (milkfish), 3268 nucleotides long. It is a transcript of the gene itih2, whose product is annotated as inter-alpha-trypsin inhibitor heavy chain 2. Gene Ontology annotation, molecular function: serine-type endopeptidase inhibitor activity. The record is from RefSeq and is a predicted model, not a curated record. NCBI's taxonomy places the organism in Eukaryota, Metazoa, Chordata, Actinopteri, Gonorynchiformes, Chanidae. The coding region runs from base 123 to 2918 and encodes 931 amino acids. Gene Ontology annotation, biological process: hyaluronan metabolic process. The transcript has 20 exons.